AUGCCAAUGGAUGGAGCGAAUCACUCUGUAGUGUCAGAGUUUGUGUUCCUGGGACUCAGCGAUUCCUGGGAGAUCCAACUUCUCCUCUUUGUGUUCUCCUCCACCUUUUAUGUGGCAAGCAUGAUGGGCAACUCCCUCAUUAUGCUCACCGUGACUUCUGACCCUCACUUACACUCGCCCAUGUACUUUCUGUUGGCCAACCUCUCCUUCAUUGACCUGGGAGUUUCUUCCGUCAGUUCGCCCAAGAUGAUUUAUGACCUUUUCAGAAAGCGUAAAGUCAUCUCCUUUGGUGGCUGCAUCGCUCAAAUCUUCUUUAUCCACGUCAUUGGUGGUGUGGAGAUGGUGCUGCUCAUCGCCAUGGCCUUUGACAGAUAUGUUGCCAUAUGUAAGCCUCUCCACUAUCUGACCAUUAUGAGCCCCAGAAUGUGCCUCUUCUUUCUAGUGGCUGCCUGGAUGACUGGCCUUAUCCACUCCAUGGUUCAACUGGCUUUUGUGGUAAACUUACCCUUCUGUGGUCCUAAUGUGCUGGACAGCUUUUACUGUGACCUUCCUCGGUUCAUCAAACUUGCCUGCACAGACACCUACCGACUAGAGUUUAUGGUCACAGCCAAUAGUGGAUUCAUCUCUGUUGGCUCCUUCUUUAUACUCAUCAUAUCCUAUAUCAUCAUCAUCCUCACUGUUCAGAAACACUCUUCAGCUGGUUCAUCCAAGGCUCUGUCCACACUGUCAGCUCACAUCACUGUGGUUUUCUUGUUCUUUGGCCCUUUGAUUUUUUUUUAUAUGUGGCCGUCUCCCUCCGUACACCUGGAUAAAUUUCUGGCCAUCUUUGAUGCUGUUCUCACUCCUUUCCUAAAUCCGGUCAUCUAUACAUUCAAGAAUCAAGAAAUGAAGGUGGCAAUAAGGAGAGUAUGUAGACAGCUAGUGAACUACAGGAAGAUCUCUUUUUUAUGA
This is a messenger RNA of Hyaena hyaena (striped hyena), 951 nucleotides long. RefSeq names its product olfactory receptor 4F3/4F16/4F29-like. The transcript has 2 exons. Gene Ontology annotation, cellular component: membrane. NCBI's taxonomy places the organism in Eukaryota, Metazoa, Chordata, Mammalia, Carnivora, Hyaenidae. Gene Ontology annotation, molecular function: olfactory receptor activity; G protein-coupled receptor activity. The coding region runs from base 1 to 951 and encodes 316 amino acids. Gene Ontology annotation, biological process: G protein-coupled receptor signaling pathway. The record is from RefSeq and is a predicted model, not a curated record.